CAGGAAGUUAUUUUCAAAAUCCUCUAAUUUAAAGUUUUAGGUGAAUUUUAUGUUAUGUGUGUAUGUAUCAUCCGGACAAACAGUACUAGUAAUUGUCGAUGAUAAGAAAAAAGAUCUUGUAGUACUGUAUGUGCGACUCCUAGUUAUAUAUCCUAGGCUGGAUCUUGUAGUACUGUAUGUGCGACUCCUAGUUACAUAUCCUAGGCUGGAUUAAUGGCAAUUUUAUCACACACCGAACUUCAGUAAAUCAAAUCAACCGGGGAUCUUGAUUCAAGACACCGACUCCCAAUCAAACUCCACAACUUUCAUAAUGACGUCAUCAGAUGAACCGCUGGACCCCUCCAAUCUGUUUAACGAAUACUUCACAGCCGCUGAACAUGCUACCGAGCGUGUGGCGACAUUAAUUAAUGAUGACUUUAAAUGCAACGAUCUGUUUUGUCAGAUGGACAUGUUGCGGACAUAUAAAGAUGAUCUUGUAUGGCAAGAAAUGGCAAGGUGGAUACGUUACGAAGAGGCAGUUGAAGAAGGUGGACACAGAUGGUCUAAGCCGCACGUGGCUUCUCUGAUGAUGGAAGCUUUACAAGAUCUACAGAAUAUUCUGUCAACGUGCCCUGUUAUCCUGGACAGUAAUGCUAGAACCAUGGGGGAAAUAGCAGAUGAAGUAACAGAGGCAUGGACAACUGAGAGACCAAUUAUGACUAUAUUGAAGGAACAGCUGACCACAGUCCUGUUGAAGCAGCAUAAAUUUCAACAUCAUCAUAAAAAGAAUGGUCUGACAAAGAAACACUCAUCAACAGUGAACAUGUACAAGACACAAGUAGAGGAGAAUUACGUGAAUGAGGGCUACGAGGGCAGUGUUGAUUCUUUGGAAAAGAGCAGUAGUCAAGACUUCCACUCACUGGCUCUAGGAGAGAUGAACAAGAGUUUUAUGAGACAUGUUCCAGCAGGAUCACAAGUUGUCAAUCUGCUUGUUGGCGAGAUGCACGACCUGGAUCAAAUCAUUGCAGCUUUCAUAAGAAUUAAGGAUCCCUGUAACCUCGGAUACAUCACUGAAGUUGAUCUGAACACCAAGUUUUUGUUUAUUGUGCUGUGUCCGAAGCAAUACCUUGGGCACUGUGCUGAGAUGUGCAGAUGUAUGGGCGCUAUGUUCACGGAUGAGAUAUUUCGAUGUGUAGCAUACAGAUGCAACGACAGGAUUGACCUGCUGUGUGGAAUACAGGAGUUUUCGCUACAUCUGACGGUGCUACCACCCGGUGCCUGGGAUCCUUUGACAAGAAUAGAGCCUCCUGAUGAACGACCACCACAGGAAUACAGAAAAACUCCCGGGCCUUUAACUUCCAGUAAAAGCAAGCCGUCUUUGGAAGACAUUGAUGAAAGGUCAGAACAUAGUGUGAAAGAAGAGGACAACCAUGUAGACCCUACACUCAUCCGGACAGGCAGAUUAUUUGGGGGUUUGUUACAAGACAUUAAAAGAAAGAUACCAUUUUACUUGAGUGAUUUUAAAGAUGCCCUCCACAUACAGUGUGUUGCUUCAUUUUUCUUCCUCUUUCUGGCGACCUUGACCCCGAAUGUGACAUUUGGUGGUCUUCUCGGACAUGCAACGGACAAUUAUAUGGGAACUAUGGAGUGUAUCCUGUCAGCAGCUAUUUCUGGCGUAUUGUUUGCUUUAUGCUCUGGACAGCCCUUGAACAUUCUGGGAAGCACUGGUCCUAUGCUUGUCUUGGAAGGAAUCCUAUACACGUUUUGCCACGAUCAAGGUUGGGAUUUUCUACCGUUUCGUGUUUGGGUUGGAUUCUGGACAGGGUUCUUUAUACUACUGAUAGUCGCCUUUGACCUUAGUGCUCUUGUUCGAUACAUAACACGGUUUACAGAAGAAAGCUUUGCAUGCCUGAUCGCCCUAAUAUUUAUUUACGAAGCUUUCAAGAAAACUUUUGAAAUUGAAAAAGACGCACCAGUACAUUUCAGUCCCCCAUCUAGAAACAUAGGAUGUCUCUGUGUAAUUGAUAAUUCUGUUCGGAACAAUUCUAAUCUCAGCAAUGAAACAACAAUUACCACACUAAUACCUACGAAUCUCAUGCACAAUAUGAGUGCGAAUCUCUCCACAUCGGGGAUUUCUACUACAACAAUGAAGCUGUCUACAUCGGGUUAUGAGGCUGAAUGUUUGCGUCUUGGAGGAGUCACUUCCGGUGAUUCAUGUGAGGACAAAUACGUACCGGAUGUUUUCUUCUUCUCGUUACUUCUAUUCUUGGGAACAUAUUUCCUUGCAACCGUGCUGGUUCAUUUCAGACAAAGCCUGUUCUUUCCAAUGUUUGUUCGACAAAAUGUGAGUGACUUUGCUGUCCUGAUCUCAAUAGUCGUCAUGGUUGUAAUUGAUGCUGUCUGCAAGUUGCCUACACCAAAACUACAUGUACCUGAAGAAUUCAAGCCAACAAAGCCUGGAAGAUCUUGGUUUAUCAACCCGAUAAGCGACAAAAACCCAUGGUGGGUGAUACUGGUUAGUGCACUUCCGGCAGUACUAACAACCAUUCUCAUAUUUAUGGACCAGCAAAUUACGGCUGUUAUUGUAAACAGAAAAGAAAACAAACUAAAGAAAGGUUCAGGAUAUCAUUUAGACAUGCUGAUUGUUGGAAUACUUGUUGUAGUCCUUGGGGUGUUAGGGUUACCAUGGUUCGUAGCCGCAACAGUCACUGCGCUUGCGCACAUCAUGAGCUUGAGGAAGGUAUCUGAAUGCACGGCUCCCGGUGAAAAAGCAGUCUUCCUCGGUGUACGGGAGCAAAGAGUAACAUCAUUACUUGUUGGUAUUUUUAGCGGUUUAGCCGUUCUAUUUACAUCUGUCUUGCGUCAUAUUCCAAUGCCAGUUCUAUACGGAGUAUUUUUAUACAUGGGAGUAGCACCUCUAUCCGGUAUGCAGCUGAUUCAGAGAAUACUCCUUAUCUUCAUGCCGGCUAAAUACCAGCCAGAUUAUUCCUAUAUCCGGAACGUGCCAAUCAAGCGCGUGCAUCUCUUCACGCUGAUCCAGAUCAUUUGUUUGGCCGUGCUUUGGGUUGUGAAAAGUGUCAAAGUCAUCUCGAUUGGGUUCCCGUUGAUGGUACUGAUAAUUUGCUUUCUACGUAAAGCAUUAGACAAGGUGUUUACGCAAAGAGAAUUAAGCUGGCUUGAUGACAUAUUACCGGCAACACAGGGCAACCAAACUUUACUGCAAAUCAAGAUCGAUGAUGAAACACCUAUAGCUCAGGAAUCCGAGAAGGAAAUUGAAAACCAGACAGUUGGCCGGGUGAGAAAAUUGUCCUCUGAAACCGGCAAGCGGCUUAGCAGAGAGACAUCAGCACGAAGAGGAAGUGCGACAUUCGUCUGCAAGACUGACAUUGAUCGAAUAAAAGCCAUGACACCGGAAGUUAUCACUCGCAGACGACAGUCUCUCGCAAUGGCGGCCAGACGUAAACAGUCAAUGGGUACAGUAGGGCUAGGAGUUGACAGUCGUAAAUUUUCGACACCUCUCAUGUUUGCACGUCAAAUGUCGGUUGAUCUUUCCUCUGGAUCAUUCAGAAAAUCUUCUGUGGAAGAAAGCCAACUUAGAUUAAACAGAAUGUUGUCAUUACCAGCAACGAUUACAGAUGUAAGUGAAAACGAAGAGGAAAUAGAAGAGACUGAAACAGAUAUUGCUCGUGAUUCUGAAAUAACGAAGUUUUAGAUUCAAUACAUUUUGUUUGCAGUUGUGGCGCAAUUUUAUUUCAAAUCAAGUUUUGAUUAAGUUGAUAAAGCCCCAUAUAUGUAGAAAGCAGACACGUAUGUUAUUACUUAAGAUGAAGAACUGCUUUUUCAUUUUGAUAUUACUAAAUUAUGAAAAGUGUAUGGCAUUGUGUCCCUGUUUGCAUCAAUGCAUUUGACUUUUAAUAUCUA
Messenger RNA from Mercenaria mercenaria, 3900 nucleotides. RefSeq names its product sodium bicarbonate cotransporter 3-like. NCBI's taxonomy places the organism in Eukaryota, Metazoa, Mollusca, Bivalvia, Venerida, Veneridae. The transcript is spliced from 20 exons. Bases 311 to 3691 code for a protein of 1126 amino acids. The record is from RefSeq and is a predicted model, not a curated record. Gene Ontology annotation, molecular function: solute:inorganic anion antiporter activity; monoatomic anion transmembrane transporter activity; sodium:bicarbonate symporter activity. Gene Ontology annotation, cellular component: plasma membrane. Gene Ontology annotation, biological process: transmembrane transport; bicarbonate transport; regulation of intracellular pH.